Messenger RNA from Callorhinus ursinus (northern fur seal), 8841 nucleotides. NCBI's taxonomy places the organism in Eukaryota, Metazoa, Chordata, Mammalia, Carnivora, Otariidae. The record is from RefSeq and is a predicted model, not a curated record.
AUGAAACCGCUCUAUGAGUUUUUUCUGUGGCUGUUUCCUGCCAUCCUCAAUAUUGCCAGCAACGCGCACAUCAGCACCAACGCGACCUGUGGGGAGCGAGGGCCUGAGAUGUCCUGCAAGCUUGUGGAGCACGUGCCUGGUCGACCCGUGCGCAAUGCCCAGUGCCGGAUCUGUGAUGCCAACAGCGCCAACCCCAAAGAACGCCAUCCAAUAUCAAAUGCAAUCGACGGGACCAAUAACUGGUGGCAAAGUCCCAGUAUUCAAAACGGUAGAGAAUAUCACUGGGUUACAAUCACUCUGGACCUAAGACAGGUCUUUCAAGUUGCCUACAUCAUCAUCAAAGCUGCUAACGCCCCUCGACCUGGAAACUGGAUUUUGGAGCGUUCUCUGGACGGCACCACGUUCAGCCCCUGGCAGUAUUAUGCAGUUAGUGACACAGAGUGUUUGACGCGUUACAAUAUCACUCCAAGACGGGGACCUCCCACCUACAGGGCGGAUGACGAAGUGAUCUGCACCUCCUACUAUUCUAGACUGGUGCCGCUUGAGCAUGGAGAGAUUCAUACAUCACUGAUCAAUGGCAGACCAAGCGCUGACGAUCUUUCACCCAAGUUGUUGGAGUUUACUUCCGCACGAUACAUUCGCCUUCGCUUACAGCGCAUUAGAACCCUCAACGCCGAUCUCAUGACCCUCAGCCACCGUGACCCUAAAGACCUUGAUCCUAUUGUUACAAGACGAAAACUACAGUGUCAGUGUGAGCAUAACACCUGCGGAGAGGGCUGCAGUAGGUGUUGUCCGGGCUACCACCAGCAGCCCUGGCGGCCCGGCACCAUUUCUGCUGGGAACACAUGUGAAAAAUGUAAUUGUCACAAUAAAACUCAAGACUGUUACUUUGAUGAAAGUGUUGCAAAUCAGAGGAGAAGUUUGAAUACUGCUGGACAGUUCCGAGGAGGAGGGGUUUGCAUCAGUUGCGGGCAGAACACCAUGGGUAUCAAUUGCGAAACCUGUAUUGAUGGAUAUUAUAGACCAUACAAGGGAAGCGGCCCGGUCAAUGUCCAUGCAAGGAAGGCUAUGCAGGAGAAAAAUGUGAUCGCUGCCAAUUUGGUUACAAGGCUUACCCAGCCUGCGUCCGCUGAAAAUGUUGAGGGAGACAAUUGUGACCUCUGCAAGCCAGGAUUCUAUAACUUGAAGGAGAGAAACCCCGAGGGCUGCUCAGAGUGCUUCUGCUUUGGCGUUUCUGACGUCUGCGACAGCCUUUCUUGGUCCAUCAGUCAGGUGAAAGAUAUGUCUGGGUGGCUGGUCACCGACCUGAUCAGUCCAAGCAAGAUCCUGUCUCAGCAAGAUGCGCUGGGUGGGCGUCAUCGGAUUAGCAUCAACAACACGGUGGUCCUGCAGAGGCUGACUUCCAAGUAUUACUGGUUGGCCCCAGAGGCCUACCUUGGAAAUAAGCUGACUGCGUUUGGUGGCUUCCUCAAGUACACGGUGUCUUAUGAUGUUCCCGUGGAGAUGGUGGAUGGGGACCUCAUGUCUCACGCUGAUGUCAUCAUUAAGGGAAAUGGACUCACUUUAAGCACCCAGGCUGAGGGCCUGGCAUUACAACCAUAUGAAGAGUACUUGAACGUGGUCAGACUUGUGCCGGAGAACUUUCGAGAUUUUAAUAACAAAAGGGAGAUAGAUCGCGACCAGCUGAUGACUGUCCUUGCCAACGUGACACAUCUCUUGAUCAGAGCCAACUACAAUUCUGCAAAAAUGGCUCUUUACAGGUUGGAUUCUGUCUCUUUGGAUACAGCCAGCCCUAAUGUUAUAGACCUGGCGCUGGCCACUGAGGUGGAACACUGCGAAUGUCCCCAAGGCUACGCAGGGAUCUCCUGUGAGUCCUGCCUCCCUGGCUAUUACCGCGUGGAUGGAAUACUCUUUGGAGGAAUUUGUCAACCCUGUGAAUGCCACGGCCAUGCAGCUGAAUGUGAUAUUCAUGGCGUUUGCUUUGCUUGCGAGCAUAACACCAUCGGGGACCACUGUGAGCAGUGUGCACCCGGCUUCUAUGGGCUGCCUUCCCGAGGGACCCUGGAGGACUGCCAGCGGUGUGCCUGCCCCCUCUCCACAGCCUCCAACAAAUGCGCAGACGGUUACUACGGAAACCCAACAGUGCCCGGGGAAUCCUGUGUUCCGUGCAACUGCAAUGGCAACGUGGACCCCUCUGAGGAGGGUCACUGUGACUCCGUCACCGGAGAGUGCCUGAAAUGCAUUGGGAACACAGAUGGCGCCCACUGCGAGAGGUGUGCUGAUGGCUUCUACGGGGACGCCGUGACUGCCAAAAAUUGCCGCGGAGCCAUUAAAUUGUAUCACUUCGCAAAGGUGGGGGGCUUUGUAGUUUUGAACAUCAGUCUUAUGACUGUAGAUAAAACUGAAAUGUUUGACCUGAAGCCUGGCUAUUACGGGCUGGAUGCGGGGCCUGGGUGCCUGCCCUGUAACUGCAGCACGUCAGGCUCCUUGUCAAAUGACUGCACCGAGGAAGGCCGGUGUCACUGCGUCCCGGGCGUAGCUGGGGAGAAGUGCGACAGGUGUGCACGUGGCUUCCACGCCUACCAGGAUGGUGGCUGUACACCCUGUGACUGCGCUCACACACAGCACACUUGUCACCCGGAAUCGGGGGAGUGUAUCUGCCCUCCUCAUACUCGGGGCGCCACCUGUGACGAAUGUGAGGCCGGAUACUGGGGCCACGACCUAGAGCUUGGAUGCCAGGCCUGCAACUGCAGUGGUGCUGGGUCUACCGGUCAUGGAUGCGAUGUGCUCACUGGCCACUGCCGAUGCAAGCCUGCCUUCGGUGGCCCAGGCUGUCAUCAGUGCUCCCUGGGGUACAGACACUUUCCAGACUGUGUGGCCUGUGACUGUGACCCGCGAGGGACAUUGGCAGACACCUGUGAUGAGGAACAGGGUCUGUGCAGCUGUGCAGAGGAAACCGGCAGCUGCUCUUGCAAGGAAAAUGUGUUCGGUCUUCAUUGCAGCGAAUGUCGAGCUGGUACCUAUGCCCUCCGUGCGGAUGACCCUCUGGGAUGUAGCCCCUGCUUCUGCUUUGGGCUGUCACAAGUCUGCUCAGAGCUGGAGGGUUAUGUGAGGACGCCGGUAACGCUGGGCUCAGGGCAGCCCCUCCUGCGUGUGGUUUCUCAGAGCAACCUCCAGGGUACGGCUGAGGGGGUGUAUUACCAGGCCCCUGACAUCCUCCUGGACGCUGUGACCGUCAGGCAACAUGUCCACGCAGAGCCGUUUUACUGGCGGCUGCCAGAGCAGUUCCAGGGAGACCAGCUCCUGGCCUACGGUGGCAGUCUGAAAUACAGCGUGGCCUUCUAUUCUUCCGACGGCAUCGGCACCUUCAACCUUGAGCCCCAAGUGUUCAUCAAAGGGGGCCGGACCAGAAAGCAGGUCAUUUAUGUGGACAUGCCCUCCCCAGAGAACGGAGUACGACAAGAGCAGGAAGUGGGAAUGAAAGAGACUUUUUGGAAGUAUUUUAACUCCGUUUCUGAAAAACCUGUCACACGCUCCGAUUUUAUGUCUGUUCUUAGCAACAUUGAGUACAUCCUCAUCAAAGCAUCUUAUGGUCAAGGAUUACAGCAAAGCAGGACUGUGCACCUGGUUAUCGCAGGGGGAAGCUCCUGCAAGGCGCGAGCCGAGGACGCCGUCCUCUGCUUGCCCCUUGUGUGCCCUGCAAUUGCAACAACCACAGUGAUGUCUGUGACCCUGAAACUGGGAAGUGUCUGUUUUAGCCCCACUUGCGUCCUGGAAGGCCAUGCCGAUUUCCGCUGUGACGCCUGCGUUCUGGGCUACGAAGGACAGUACUGCGAAAGGUGCUCCUCAGGCUAUCACGGGAACCCUCGAGCGCCGGGUGGCACUUGCCAGAGGUGUGACUGCAGCCCGCGUGGCUCUGUGCACGGGGACUGUGACCGCAGGUCUGGUCAGUGCAUCUGCAGGCCGGGUGCCACGGGGCUCCGAUGCGAGGAAUGCGAACCGAGGCACAUUCUGCUGGAAGGCGAUUGUGUUUCUUGUGAUGAUGAGUGUGUAGGCGUGCUGCUGAAUGGCUUAGGGGAUGUUGGUGACACCAUCCUUUCUGUGAACCUCUCCGGUGUUAUCCCUAUUCCGUAUGGAAUUUUGUCAACCCUGGAAAAUACAACGAAAUCUCUCCGGGAAGCUUUAUUAAAAGAAAAUCCACAGAAGGAACUGGCAAAAGAUCAGCUUGAAGGUGUUGCAGAACAAACAGACAAUCUGCUAGGGGAGAUGUUUGUGCCAGGUGCAGGAGAUGCUGAGGUAAACGUGGCAACCCCAGCCCUUAUGAGUUUACGGACACUGGGGCAGACCAACAUUAAAUCUACCAGUAACCUCAAGUCCAUGAAAAUUAUUGAAAAAGCAGCAACUCUAAAUCAGACCUUGGAUGAAGACUUCCAGCUACCCAGUUCUACUCUUCAGAAUGUGCAAAAGAAUAUUACAUCUUUGCUGGAAAUCAUACAGAAAAGACAUUUCAUGCAGUUGCACCAAAAUGCUAUACUAGAACUCAAGGCUGCUGAAGCUUUAUUGUCACAAAUUCAGAAGAAUUACCAGAAGCCACAGAGAGAGUUGGAGGUCUUAAAAGCAGCAGCAAGCAGCCUCCUCUCAGAACACACCAGUGAGCUGCAGACAGCGGGCGACCUCGUGAGGGAAGCCGAGGUGAAGGCCCGGGAGAGCGACCACCUGGUGCGCACUGCCCGGGCCAACCUGCAAGAAUUCCGCGAAAAGAAGCUACGUGUUCAAGAAGAACAAAACUUGACCUCGACGCUAAUUGCCAGAGGGAGAAGAUUGCUAGAGGCUGUCCGUGCCCGUGCAGCGGCGGCACAGAAUGCUCUGGCACAGUUAGAGCGUCACCGGGAUGAGCUGCUUCUAUGGACUGCCAAAAUCAGGCACCACGUAGAUGAUCUGGUCAUGCAGAUGUCCAAAAGAAAAGCACUUGACCUUGUCUACAGAGCAGAGGACCAUGCAGCUAAGCUCCAGAGACUGGCAGGUGCUCUGGACAGUGGCCUUGGCGGCGUUAGACACGUGUCCCUGAAUGCCACCAGCGCAACCCACGUCCAUUCCAACAUUCGGAGCCUGAUUGAAGAAUCAGAGAAAGUGGCAAAAGAUGCUCUCAAGACAGUGUCUAUGGCGAGCCUGUUCUCAGAAUCCCUCGUUUCUAAUGGGAAAGUGGCUCUCCAGCGCAGUUCCAGAUUUCUAAAAGAAGGCAACAGCCUGAGCAGAAAGCAUCAAGGUAUCACAUUGAAACUGAGUGAAUUGAAAAAUACAGCAAACAGAUUUCAAGAGAAUGCUGAUACAAUUACUACGCGGACCAAUGAAUCACUCUUAAUACUCAGAACAAUUCCUGGAGGUGUCAGAGACAGAGGAACCAAAGUCAAAGAGCUGGCCACAUCUGCAAAUCAGAGCGCAGCAAGCACUCUAAAGAAUGUCGUGGGAUUGAGCCAGAAGCUGCUGAAUACAUCCACUGACCUGUCCAGGGUUAACGCCACCUUACGAGAAACCAACAGACUUCUCCAGGACUCCUCAAUGACCGCUCUGCUAGCUGGAAGAAGAGUGAAAGAUGCAGAAAUACAAGCCAGCCUUUUAUUUGAUCGGUUGAAGCCUCUGAAGAUAUUAGAAGAGAACCUGAACAGAAACCUAUCAGAAAUCAAACUGCUCAUCAGCCAGGCGCGCAAGCAAGCAGCUUCUAUUAAAGUCGCCGUGUCUGCAGACAGAGACUGUAUCCGGGCCUACCAGCCUCCGAUUUCUUCUGCUAACUAUAACACCUUAAGGCUAAAUGUUAAGACAAAUGAACCUGAUAACCUUCUCUUCUACCUCGGGAGCAGCACCAAUGCUACUGGUGACCCCCAUCGUGCAAACAGUCGGCACGUAAACUCAUCCCAGCUCAUGCCCGCACCCCAGUCUGAUUUCUUGGCAGUGGAGAUGCGGCGAGGGAAGGUGGCCUUUCUCUGGGAUAUGGGCUCCGGGUCAACGCGGUUGGAAUUUCCAGACUUCCCGAUUGACAACAACAAAUGGCACAGUAUCUAUGUAACCAGAUUUGGAAACAUCGGUUCGUUGAGUGUAAAGGAAAUGAGCGCAACUCAAAAGCCACCAACAAAAACAAGUAAAUCCCCUGGAACAGCGAAUGUUCUGGAUAUAAACAACUCAACGCUCAUGUUUGUUGGAGGGCUUGGAGGACAGAUCAAGAAGUCUCCCGCUGUGAAGGUUACUCAUUUUAAAGGCUGCAUGGGAGAGGCCUUCCUGAACGGACAGUCCAUCGGCCUGUGGAACUAUAUUGAACGGGAGGGCAAGUGCCAUGGCUGCUUUGGAAGGAGAGACAACUGUGGAAGCACAGAGGCGGGUGUCUGCGCUGCGGCGAGCGGAGGCACGGGUGGAACGGCUCCGGAGGCCCGGGGCCCAGGCAGCACCCCGCUCACUGUCGUGCAGCGGCCCCGAGUGCUGAUGGGUAGUGUGGCAGGCGUGACGCCCCGGCGUGGCAGCCGGCGUCAGAGGCUUGGAAUCCUAGCAGUUAUUGAUGCAUAUAACACCAGUUAUAGAGAAACCAAGCAAGGUGAAACUCCAGGAGCAUCUUCUGACCUCAAUCGUCUAGAUAAAGAUCCAAUUUAUGUGGGUGGAUUACCUAGGUCAAGAGUUGUAAGGAAAGGCAUCACCAGCAAAAGCUAUGUGGGCUGUAUCAAAAACCUGGAAAUAUCCAGAUCAACCUUUGAUUUACACAGAAAUUCCUAUGGAGUGAGAAAAGGCUGUACACUGGAGCCUAUCCGAAGUGUUAGCUUCUUGAAAGGCGGCUACAUUGAACUGUCACCCAAGUCUUUGUCACCAGAAUCGGAAUUGUUGGUCACAUUUGCCACCAAGAACAGCAGUGGCAUCAUCCUGGCUGCCCUGGGCAGGCAGCGGGAGAAGCAGGGUCAUCUGCAGGCCCAUGGGAGCAUAGAUGAUAUUUACCCUUUCCUGCGCUCAAACUUGCCUAUAUCAUGUAAUCUGAAGGGGCUUGACCAGGCGCUAAUUAAGGAAGCAGAAGUCACGUCAGCGCCACCCGCAGCGCGCUGUCCUCUGCCGCGCACGAGACCGCGCAGAUACUGCUGCGUGAUUAUCACACCCACACACGGCGAACGCUGCUUCCUACGUUUUGCUGAGGAAGAAACGGGUUCAGAGAACCUUGUUAACCUGCCCAAGCAACCUUCCCAGCCAUUCUUUUCCAUCAUGCUGAUUGAAGGCCACAUUGAAGUGCAUGUUAACUCUGGCGAUGGAACAAGCCUGAGAAGAGCUCUCCUGCGUGCUCCCAAGGGCACAUAUGGCGAUGGACAAGAGCAUUCCAUUUCCUUGAUAAGGACCGGGAGAGUUAUCACUGUCCAAAUGGAUGAGAUGAAUCCUGUAGAAAUGAAGUUGGGCCCCUCAGCAGAAAGGACAAUAAAUGUAUCCAAGCUGUACAUAGGGGGGAUUCCAGAGGGGGAGGGGACAUCAGUGCUCAAGAUGAGAAGAUCGUUGCAUGGCUGUAUCAAAAACCUGAUCUUUGACAUGGAACAUUUGGAUUUCACGAGUGCGGCUGGCAAUGAACAGGUGGACUUGGAUGCCUGCUUGCUUUCAGAAAGGCCAAAGCCGGCUCUUGACAGAGAAGACAGUGAGCUCCUGCCACAGCCCCAGCCUUUACCAAGUCUGGAACGGUGUGCUGUGGACAGAGCCCCAGAGUAUAUCCCCCGUGCUCACCAGUUUGGUCUCAUGCAAAGCAGCCAUUUCGUGUUGCCUUUCAAUCAGCUGGCUGUCAGAAAGAGGCUCUCAGUUCAGCUAAGUAUCCGAACAUUUGCCUCCAGCGGUCUGAUUUACUACAUGGCUCAUCAGAACCAAGUUGAUUAUGCCACGCUCCAGCUACAUGGGGGCCACCUUCACUUCCUGUUUGAUCUUGGGAAAGGCAGAACGAAGGUCUCCCACCCUGCACUGAUCAGUGAUGGCAGGUGGCACACGGUCAAGACAGAGCACUUUAAAAGAAAGGGCUUCAUAACGGUCGACGGCCAGGAAUCCCCCAUGGUGACUGCUGUGGGAGAUGGGACCAUGUUGGAUGUGGAAGGAAAGCUGUAUCUCGGGGGCCUUCCCCCUGAGCACAGGGCCAGGAACGUUGGGAAUGUCACCCACAGUGUCCCCGCCUGCAUUGGGGAGGUGACAGUGAAUGGCAGACAGCUGGACAAGGACAGCCCAGUGUCUGCAUUUGCAGUAACCAGGUGCUAUACAGUGGCCCAGGAAGGAACCUUCUUUGAAGGAAGGGGAUAUGCAGCUCUUGUCAAGGAAGGCUACAAAGUCCGAUCAGAUGUAAACAUCUCACUGGAAUUUCGUACCACCUCUGAGAACGGUGUCCUCCUGGGGAUCAGCAGCGCCAAAGUAGAUGCCAUUGGAUUAGAGAUUGUAAAUGGCAAGACCCACCCGCCGGGGGGUUAUAGCCCCAUCGACUACAAGCGGAACCUCCCUCGUCGGGGACUGUCGGGCUUGCAGAUUGAGGACUUCGAGGCCCGCAUCGUGCUGAUGCCACUGUUGCAGGCAGAGAAGGACCGGAGGGUCUUGCAGAUGCUUCGAGAGAACCUGGAGGAGGAGGCCAUCAUCAUGAAGGAUGUGCCUGACUAGAAGGUGGGUGAGUCUGUGUUCCACACAACGCGCUGGGUGACUCCCAUGAUGGGCGAGCUCUAUGGGCUGUGCACAAAUGAGGAGAUUCUCAACGCCACCUACGGCUUCAUGUGGUACACGUAGGGGUCUGCUCCCCUCUGACCACUUGGACCCCCUACACCCUCCCCACUGGGAAAGAAUAAAUGCUCUGGAGACCUG